Parnassius mnemosyne (clouded apollo) is the source of this 966-nucleotide messenger RNA. The record is from the annotation of a GenBank genome assembly. NCBI's taxonomy places the organism in Eukaryota, Metazoa, Arthropoda, Insecta, Lepidoptera, Papilionidae.
AUGUCUUCUCGGGAACGACUCAAACAAAAGCAAUUUGAUUUUGAGGAUUUGCAAUUACAAGUAAAAAUAGUAGAAACUAAGUUGAGCGCGCGAGAAGCGGAGUUUAAUGAGAGGACAGAAAAAUUGCGGCGGGCGUUAGAUCGGCUGAGGAAGGUUAGGACGCGAGUCCGUGAACUAAUCGCUGCCAACGACGAAUUUCGACGCGCUUUUGAAACUACGCCCUGGGAUCUUGACAACACGGAAAACAUACCAGGCCAAGAACAAGAAUUCAUAAUGGAGUUGAUGAAGGAAUUUAAAUGCGAGCAGACAGUGAUGUCAGACCGCCAAACAGAGAAGAUGGAAUGUGGAGAACAUGUUCCGUUGGAACCAACAAGCCCGGAGAACAGCGUUUAUUCAUCUGUCAGUGACUGCCAACAAGACUGCCAGGUUAAGAUAGUGAAAGUGACCAACGUGUACAAAGUCGCAUAUCUUAGACACUUUAUCAAACAGAAAAGACUGCGGCGCGCGACAAAACAAGCGCUAUUGAAGAAAAAAAUGGAAAAUAUAAAGAAGAUAUUAGAAGACUGGCAAAAAACACUCAACAUGGUUAUUAAUAGCAAAUUAGCAAUACUGGAUAUGGACCCAAAUCGUACAGAAGCGGCGACGCAAGACGCUAUAGGUGAUUAUACUAAACCGCAACUGCGAGAGUAUUCUGACUCGGACAGCGAUCGGAGCUGGAAUCAUAACCCUUACCGCAACUGCACCUAUUGCUUUGAGGAUGUGCCGGACUUAGGAAUGUCCCGCGAAUUUUACGAGCCAAGUGAAUACACGGAUAUAAAGUGCGAAUCGGAGUACGAAGGUAAUAGACUGAAAUCACCGAGCAAGCUGUUCAUAGUCACAGAGGAGACCAGCAGCCAGAUAGCUAUAGAAGAGGUUAAGAGCGAAGCCGGUGAUGACUGGGACUGUCGCGAUACGGUCGCAAUGUGA